Amphibalanus amphitrite is the source of this 411-nucleotide messenger RNA. RefSeq names its product probable cytochrome P450 6t1. The coding region runs from base 1 to 411 and encodes 136 amino acids. Gene Ontology annotation, molecular function: oxidoreductase activity, acting on paired donors, with incorporation or reduction of molecular oxygen; heme binding; iron ion binding. NCBI's taxonomy places the organism in Eukaryota, Metazoa, Arthropoda, Thecostraca, Balanomorpha, Balanidae. The transcript has a single exon. The record is from RefSeq and is a predicted model, not a curated record.
AUGUACCCGGCGGCCACGCCGCAGCUGGCACGCUGCGCCACCGCGCCGUACCGGUUCCCGGGCGGCCUCAGCUUGCCGGCGCACGGCAGUGUGUACAUCCCGGUGCUAGGUAUUCAUCACGACCCAGCGCUGUAUCCGGAACCCGACCUGUUCGACCCGAAUCGGUUUGCCGAGUCGGAACGGUGGGGACGGCCGGCUGCCGCCUGGUUGCCGUUCGGCCUUGGGCCACGUGGCUGUCCAGGCACUCGGCUAGCACUGCUAGAGCUGAAGCUUGCGCUGGUGGAGCUCCUGAACAGCUGCCAGCUGGAGCUCUGCCUCCGUUCCGGCUCCGCGCGACCCCACUUCGUACCUGGAGCAGGCGUAAUGAGGGAGCAGGGCGGCACCUGGCUGGGUGUCAGGGCAGGGCCGUGA